AUGAAUAACGAAGAAUUUCAAGAACUAACGGUGUUUACCACCAAGACCAAUGGACCUCUAGAAUUGUUAACAAAAUUGUUAUCCUGGAAGAAGACAAAACGAGUGAUGGCCUAUUGCAAAAGGUUCAUAGACAAUUGCAGAUCCAGGAAUGCGACCGAGUUACCAAAAAAGCGAGUACCCCCAUUCAUCACACCUACCGAACUUCAAUGGGCGAAAACAACACUCAUAAAAUUGGUCCAGAAUGAACAUUUUCAAGAGGAAUUAACCAGAUUAAACAACAAUCUAACUAUCAAAAGGACUGAUCACCUUAAAAACUUGGACCCCUACAUAGACGAAGAGGAAGUGCUUCGUGCUGGAGGUAGACUACAAAACUCAUCACUGAGCUUCAACCAAAGACACCCAAUAAUUCUACCAACAAAAUGCCAACUGACUGACAUAAUUAUCCGAAACGCACACUACGAAACCCUGCAUGGAGGAACACAACUGACAUUAAGUCAAGUUAGACAAGAAUACUGGAUACCACAUGGAAAAAAUAAAAUCAAACACAUAAUAAGAAGUUGUGUUAUAUGCACUCGAUAUCGUUCCACUCCAUGUGUCCAGAAAAUGGGAAAUCUACCGAGAGAAAGAGUUAAUCCCUCCCACCCAUUCACUAAUGUUGGGAUAGACUAUGCUGGCCCGAUACAAAUGAGAUUAUCCAGAGGUAGAGGAUCCAAAUCCUUCAAGGGAUACAUCUCCAUUUUCGUCUGUCUCGCAACAAAGGCAAUACAUCUGGAAGCAGUAAGUGACUUUUCUACAGAAGCAUUCAUGGCUGCCUUCAGAAGAUUCACCUCGCGAUGUGGGUCAUGCUCUGCAAUAUUCAGUGACAAUGGAACCAAUUUCAUCGGAGCUAAACGUAUACUUGACAAAGAAUAUCAAGAAGCCAUUAAUGAAAGUUCAAUAGAGAAGGCAUUAGCAGAAAAAUCGAUAAAAUGGCACCGCAUACCACCUGGCAGCCCUCAUUUCGGCGGACUAUGGGAAGCUGGCGUAAAAUCUAUGAAGUUUCACCUACGAAGAAUUGUUGGAGACCACAAACUGACAUUUGAAGAAAUGAGUACACUCCUAUGUCAAAAAGAAGCAUGCCCCAACUCUCGCCCUCUUAUCCCAAUCACCGAAAAUCCACAAGAAUUAGAUGUGCUGACGCCUGGACAUUUUCUCAUAGGAAAAUCACUACAUUCAAUCCCUGAACCAGAGAUCAAUGAAAAGAAUAUCACCCUACAAGAUAGAUGGAGGCUUAUACAAAAAAUGAAACAAGACUUCUGGAAGAAAUUGACAUCGGAAUAUCUCUCCAGAUUGCAACAAAUGAGCAAAUGGACGGAUAAAAAAAAAAACAUGAAAAUAGGAGAUAUCGUACUUGUCAAACAGGACAACAUUUAUCCCAACUAUUGGCCCUUGGGAAGAGUGACGCAGUGUCACCCAGGAAACGACGGAUUUGUGAGAGUGGCUACGAUACGAUGCAAAGAUGUGAAACAGACCGAACAAUAUCAAUCAAACAGUUUGGAAAUUGGUUAG
Messenger RNA from Coccinella septempunctata (seven-spotted ladybird), 1548 nucleotides. RefSeq lists its product as uncharacterized. Bases 1 to 1548 code for a protein of 515 amino acids. Gene Ontology annotation, molecular function: nucleic acid binding. Lineage: Eukaryota; Metazoa; Arthropoda; Insecta; Coleoptera; Coccinellidae. The transcript has a single exon. The record is from RefSeq and is a predicted model, not a curated record. Gene Ontology annotation, biological process: DNA integration.